GCAGUUUUCCCCUCUUCCAGCCCGGUCCCCUCCGAUGCUCCCCCUCCCAGAGUGGGGAAGUGGAAGGUGGGUGGGGGGCGAAGCGAGCUCGGCAAGUGAUUAAUCCCCGGGAUAAUAAAACUCCCCUUUCCCCGGGGACCCUCCGCCGCUGAUCCUGCAAAGCUCGAUUGGAGAGAGUCAUUUUCAGAGAGCGAAGCCCUCCUCUCCCCGAGCCAGCGGAGACUUGGUUCAUUCCAGCCGCAGCAGCUCAGGGCUUCCACGUAUUAGGGAUUUUUCCGAGCAGAAAAAAAGCUCUCUCCUGACCUCCUUUCUCCUCCUCCGCCCGGUCGGAGCCUCAGCCUUCCUUCGCCGAGCCCGACCCGGCCAUGAAGCCCUCGUCGGGAUGGGAGCCCAGGGGCUGCGGCGGCCCCGAUCCGAGCGUACGGAGCGAAUCCGGGAUGAGGGCUCCCGUGCGGGCUGGAGGGAGUCGCCUGCUGCUCCUAUGCUGGGGGCUGCUCACCGCCUCGGCCACCGGCCAGAAUUGCACCUUCAAUUUGCAAGGCCCCAAUGGAACAGUCGAGAGCCCUGGAUUCCCGUAUGGUUAUCCCAACUACGCCAACUGCACAUGGAUCAUCACAGCCGAGGAACAGAAUAGGAUACAGCUUGUGUUCCACUCCUUCGCACUGGAAGAAGACUUUGAUGUAUUGUCGGUUUUUGAUGGAGUACCAGAGCAGGGGAAUCUUCGAACAAGGUUAACAGGUUUCCAGCUUCCUGCCCCCAUUGUCAGCACAGGUGUCGUCCUCUCUCUGUGGCUUGUGAGUGACUAUGCCGUCAGUGCCCAAGGCUUUCAUGCCAACUAUGAAGUUCUCCCCAGUCACACAUGUGGGAACCCAGGAAGACUCCCCAAUGGCAUCCAACAGGGCACAACUUUCAAUCUGGGAGAUAAGGUCCGCUACAGCUGCAACACUGGCUUCUUUCUGGAGGGUCAUGCAGUGCUCACCUGCCAUGCCAGCUCUGAGAAUAGUGCCACGUGGGACUUUCCUUUGCCCACCUGCCGAGCGGAUGAUGCCUGUGGGGGGACCCUGAGGGGCCAGAGUGGCAUCAUCUCCAGCCCGCACUUCCCCUCUGAGUAUGGAAACAAUGCUGAUUGCACGUGGACCAUCCUUGCAGAGCUGGGAGACACCAUUGCCCUAGUCUUUAUCGACUUCCAGUUGGAGGAUGGCUAUGACUUUCUGGAAGUUACUGGGACAGAAGGCUCCUCACUUUGGUUCACUGGAGCCAGCCUUCCUCCCCCAGUUAUCAGCAGUAAGAACUGGCUCCGCCUUCACUUCACAUCUGAUGGCAACCACAGGCUGAAGGGAUUCAGUGCGCAAUACCAAGUCAAGAAGCAAAUCGAGCUGAAAUCUCGAGGAGUAAAGCUGAUGCCCAGCAAAGAUAAUAACCAGAAGACAUCUGUCUUAACUCAGGUUGGUGUGUCCCAAGGACAUAAUAUGUGUCCAGACCCUGGUAUUCCAGAAAGGGGCAAAAGACUAGGCUCAGAUUUUAGGUUAGGUUCAAGCAUCCAAUUUACCUGCAAUGAAGGCUAUGACCUACAAGGAUCCAAAAGGAUCACCUGCAUGAAAGUGAGUGACAUGUUUGCUGCUUGGAGUGAUCACCGGCCUGUCUGCAGAGCUCGAAUGUGUGAUGCUCACCUCCGUGGCCCUUCAGGCAUCAUUACAUCCCCUAACUUCCCCAUUCAGUAUGACAACAAUGCCCACUGUGUAUGGGUUAUUACAGCAAUCAACCCUGCCAAGGUGAUCAAACUCACUUUUGAGGAAUUUGACCUGGAGAGAGGCUAUGACACGCUGACUGUGGGGGAUGGUGGGCAGGAUGGGGACCAGAAAACGGUUCUCUAUGUUUUAACAGGUAACACCGUCCCAGACCUGAUUGUUAGCACCAACCAUCAAAUGUGGCUUCUCUUCCAGACAGACAGCAGUAGCAGCUCACUGGGAUUCAAAGCUUCCUAUGAAGAGAUUGAACAGGGGAGCUGCGGGGACCCUGGUGUGCCAGCCUAUGGCCGAAGGGAAGGCUCAAGGUUUCGACAUGGAGACACUCUGAAGUUUGAAUGCCAGCCUGCCUUUGAGCUGGUGGGACAGAAGGCAAUUACCUGCCAAAAGAACAAUCAGUGGUCAGCUAAGAAGCCAGGCUGUGUUUUUUCCUGCUUUUUCAACUUUACCAGCCCUUCUGGUAUUGUCCUAUCCCCGAAUUAUCCUGAGGAAUACGGUAAUCACCUGCACUGCGUAUGGCUCAUCCUUGCCAAGCCUGAGAGCCGCAUCCACUUGGCCUUCAAUGAUAUCGAUGUGGAACCUCAGUUUGAUUUCCUAGCCAUCAAAGAUGGGGCUACAGCUGAGUCUCCUGUUCUGGGCACCUUCUCAGGAAGCCAGAUCCCUUCUUCACUGACCAGCAGUGGCCAUGUGGCCCGCCUGGAGUUCCAGACAGACCACUCAACAGGGAAGAGGGGCUUUAACAUCACCUUCACCACAUUCCGACACAACGAGUGCCCUGACCCUGGUGUUCCUGUGAAUGGCAAACGGUUUGGUGACAGCCUCCAGUUGGGCAGCUCCAUCUCCUUUCUCUGUGAUGAGGGCUUCCUGGGGACUCAUGGCUCAGAGACAGUAACUUGCAUCUUAAAAGAGGGCAGUGUGGUUUGGAACAAUGCUGUGCUUCGCUGUGAAGCACCCUGUGGUGGUCACUUGACAUCUCCCAGUGGCACUAUCCUCUCCCCUGGUUGGCCGGGCUUCUACAAGGAUGCACUGAAUUGUGUGUGGGUGAUUGAAGCACAACCAGGAUACCCCAUCAAAAUCACUUUUGACAGAUUCAAAACAGAGGUCAACUAUGAUACAUUGGAGGUCCGAGAUGGACGUACAUACUCAUCACCCUUGAUAGGAGUCUAUCAUGGGACCCAAGUUCCCCAGUUCCUCAUCAGCACUAGCAACUACCUCUAUCUCCUCUUCUCUACAGAUAAGAGUCAUUCGGACAUUGGCUUCCAGAUCCGAUAUGAGACUGUGACAAUACAGUCAGACCACUGUUUAGACCCUGGGAUCCCUGUAAAUGGUCAUCGUCAUGGAAAUGACUUCUAUGUUGGUGCUUUGGUGACCUUUAGUUGUGACUCUGGCUACACUCUAAGCGAUAGUGAGGCACUGGAGUGUGAGCCCAACUUUCAGUGGAGCCGAGCCCUCCCUAGCUGUGAAGCUCUUUGUGGUGGCUUCAUCCAAGGCUCCAGUGGUACUAUACUUUCACCAGGCUUUCCUGAUUUCUAUCCCAACAAUCUGAACUGUACUUGGGUGAUAGAAACAUCACAUGGCAAAGGUGUUUACUUCACUUUUCAUACUUUUCACUUGGAGAGUGGCCAUGACUAUCUACUCAUCACUGAGAAUGGCAGCUUCACACAGCCACUGAAGCAGCUGACUGGUUCUCGGCUCCCUGCCCCAAUAAGUGCUGGACUCUAUGGCAACUUUACAGCCCAGAUCCGAUUUGUUUCUGACUUCUCCAUGUCAUAUGAAGGAUUCAACAUCACCUUCUCAGAAUAUGACUUGGAGCCCUGUGAGGAGCCCGAGGUCCCAGCAUACAGUAUCCGGAAGGGUUUGCAGUUUGGAGUGGGCGAUGUCUUGACUUUUUCCUGCUUCCCAGGGUACCGGCUUGAGGGUGUAGCCCGAAUCACAUGCCUUGGGGGCAGACGUCGGGUGUGGAGUUCGGCUCUGCCAAGGUGUGUUGCUGAAUGUGGGUCAUCUGUAACUGGGACUCAAGGUAUCCUGCUAUCCCCCAACUUUCCUGUGAACUACAAUAACAAUCAUGAGUGUAUCUACUCCAUCCAGACUCAGCCAGGAAAAGGGAUUCAGCUUAAAGCUAAGACAUUUGACCUCUAUGAAGGAGACAUUCUCAAGGUCUAUGAUGGCAGCAAUAAUUCUGCUCGCUUGUUGGGUGUGUUCAGUCGAACAGAGAUGCUGGGGGUCAGUUUAAACAGCACAUCCAGCAGCCUGUGGCUUGAUUUUAUUACUGACUCUGAGAAUACCAGCAAGGGAUUUGAACUUCAGUUUUCCAGUUUUGAUCUCAUCAGAUGUGAGGAUCCUGGAAUCCCCCAAUUUGGCUACAAAGUACAUGAUGGAGGCCACUUUGCAGGAAGCUCAGUGUCCUUCAGCUGUGAUCCUGGGUACACUCUACGAGGAAGUCCAGUUUUGAUGUGCCUGACUGGAGAGCGCAGGGCCUGGGAUAGACCUCUCCCCAUCUGCAUUGCUGAAUGUGGAGGUACUAUCAAAGGAGAGGUAUCUGGACAAGUGUUGUCACCUGGGUAUCCAGCUCCUUAUGACCACAAUCUCAACUGUGUUUGGACUAUUGAAGCUGAUGCUGGGUGCACCAUUGGGCUCCAUUUCCUGGUGUUUGACACAGAAGAGGUCCAUGAUGUGCUGCGGAUCUGGGAUGGACCUGUAGAGAGUGGGAUCCUGCUAAAGGAGCUGAGUGGUCCCAUGCUUCCCAGCAAUAUCCACAGCACGUUCAGCUCUGUGGUCCUCCAAUUCAACACUGAUUUCUUUACCAGUAAGCAGGGCUUUGCCAUUCAGUUCGCAGUGUCUACAGCAACCUCCUGUAAUGACCCUGGGGUUCCUCAAAAUGGCAGUCGGAGUGGUGAUAGCCGGGAAGCAGGUGACUCUAUUGUAUUCCAGUGUGACCCUGGUUAUGCUCUCCAGGGAAUGGCCCAGAUCAGCUGUGUCAAGAUUGAGAACAGAUUCUUCUGGCAGCCGGACCCCCCUACAUGCAUUGCUCCUUGUGGUGGUGAUCUGACAGGACCUUCAGGGGUUAUUCUGUCCCCAAAUUAUCCCGAACCUUACCCUCCAGGCAAAGAAUGUGACUGGAAAGUGACCGUCUCUCCUGACUAUGUCAUCGCUCUGGUGUUUAACACCUUUAACUUGGAACCUGGCUAUGACUUUCUUCACAUCUAUGAUGGGGUGGACUCCCAUAGUCCCCUGAUUGGGAGCUUCUAUGGCUCUCAGCUCCCAGACCGAAUUGAGAGCAGCAGCAACAGUCUAUUCCUGGCCUUCCGUAGUGAUGCAUCUGUGAGCAAUUUGGGCUUCGUCAUCGAUUACACAGAAAAUCCCCGCGAGUCAUGUUUUGAUCCUGGUUCUAUUAAGAAUGGAACUCGAACGGGAACAGACUUGAAGUUGGGUUCCACCAUCACAUACUACUGUAAUGGAGGUUAUGUGAUUGAGGGCGCCUCCACACUGACCUGCAUCCUGGCAGCAGAUGGGAAGCCUAUAUGGAACAAGCCUCGACCCAUCUGCACAGCACCUUGUGGAGGCCAGUAUGUGGGUUCUGAUGGGGUUGUAUUAUCCCCCAACUACCCUCAGAAUUAUACACGUGGACAAGUCUGCCUGUAUUUUAUCGUGGUGCCAAAGGACUAUGUGGUAUUUGGCCAGUUUGCCUUCUUUCACACAGCCCUUAAUGAUGUAGUAGAAGUUCAUGAUGGACACAAUCAGCAUUCCAGGCUCCUGAGCUCCCUUUCCGGCUCCCACACAGGAGAAUCACUGCCCUUGGCCACCUCUAAUCAAGUGCUCAUUAAGUUCAGUGCCAAAGGCCAAGCAACGGCUAGAGGAUUUCACUUUGUCUACCAAGCGGUACCUCGAACUAGUGCCACACAGUGUAGCUCUGUGCCUGAACCCCGAUAUGGCAGGAGGAUUGGAAGUGAUUUCUCAGUGGGGGCUGUCGUCCGCUUCGAGUGCAACUCUGGAUAUUCUCUACAGGGUUCCCGUUAUAUUGAGUGCCUUACAGUGCCUGGGGCACUAGCUCAGUGGAAUGUUUCUGUUCCCACCUGUGUAGUGCCUUGUGGAGGGAACCUCACAGAGCGCAAAGGAACAAUUCUGUCUCCUGGCUUCCCGGAGCCUUACCUGAACAGUCUCAAUUGUGUGUGGAAGAUCACUGUCCCAGAGGGAGCUGGCAUACAGAUUCAAGUCAUCAGUUUUGUCACUGAGCAGAAUUGGGAUUCCCUCGAGGUUUUUGAUGGUGCAGACAACACAGUGACCAUGUUGGGGAGCUUCUCAGGAACAACCGUGCCUGCCCUUCUGAACAGCACUUCCAAUCACCUCUACCUGCAUUUCUACUCAGACAUCAGUGUGUCUGCUGCUGGCUUCCACCUGGAGUAUAAAACUGUGGGCUUGUCUAGCUGUCCAGAACCCACUGUGCCCAGUAACGGGAUGAAGAUUGGCGAGCGAUACCUAGUGAAUGAUGUGGUCUCUUUUCAGUGUGAGCCCGGAUAUGCACUCCAGGGCCACUCUCAUAUUUCCUGCAUGCCAGGAACUGUGCGGCGAUGGAAUUACCCACCUCCACUCUGUAUAGCUCAGUGUGGGGGAACUGUUGAAGAGAUGGAAGGGGUUAUCCUGAGCCCUGGAUUUCCAGGAAACUACCCCAGCAACAUGGAUUGCUCCUGGAUGAUAACACUACCUGUGGGCUUUGGAGCACAUGUACAAUUCUUGAACUUCUCCACUGAGCCCAACCAUGACUUCAUUGAAAUUCGAAAUGGCCCCUAUGAAACUAGCCAUGUGAUUGGAAAGUUCAGCGGGAAUGACUUGCCAGGCUCCCUGCUCUCAACAUCCCAUGAGACAACAGUCUAUUUUCACAGUGACCAUUCACAGAACCGUCCAGGAUUUAAGCUGGAAUAUCAAGCCUAUGAGCUCCAAGAGUGCCCAGACCCGGAACCCUUUGCCAAUGGCAUUGUGAGAGGAGCUGGAUACAAUGUUGGACAGUCAGUGACCUUUGAAUGCCUCCCUGGAUAUCAGUUGAUCGGCCACCCAGUGCUUACCUGCCUGCAUGGCACUAAUCGGAACUGGGAUCACCCUCUACCUAGGUGUGAAGUCCCCUGCGGAGGGAACAUCACCUCAUACAAUGGCACUGUCUACUCCCCUGGCUUCCCUAACCCAUACCCCAACUCUCAGGACUGCACCUGGCUUCUCACCGUGCCCCCUGGCCAUGGUAUUCACUUCAACUUCAGCCUGCUGCAGACGGAGCCUGACAAUGACUUCAUCACUAUCUGGGAUGGGCCCCAGCAGACAUCUCCCCAGUUGGGAGUCUUCACACGCAGCUCGACCAAGAAAAUAGCCCAGAGCUCAUCCAACCAGGUCCUGCUCAAAUUCCACAGCGAUGCAGCAGUGGGUGGGAUCUUCGUCAUUGCCUUCUCUGCUUAUCAGCUCUCCAAGUGUCCUCCUCCAACCAUCCUCCCAAAUGCUGAAGUCAUCACUGAAAAUGAAGAAUUUAAUAUAGGGGACAUUGUGAGAUACAGGUGCCUUCCUGGGUUUUCCCUGGUGGGAAGUGAAAUCCUGACGUGCAAACUUGGGACUCAUCUUCAGUUUGAAGGACCACCUCCAACCUGUGAAGUGCACUGUCCAAUGGAUGAACUCUUAACAGACUCUACUGGGGUGAUUCUUAGUCAGAGCUAUCCAGGAAGCUACCCUCAGUUCCAGACCUGCUCCUGGGUGGUGAGAGUGGAGCCUGGCUACAAUGUCUCCCUCACAGUGGAGUACUUCCUCAGUGAGAAGCAGUAUGAUGAGUUUGAAAUUUUUGAUGGUCCCUCAGGCCAGAGCCCAUUGUUGAUAGCCUUGAGUGGGAAUUAUUCAGCGCCCCUAACUGUCACCAGUUCAGGAAACAGUGUGUACCUGCGGUGGUCCUCUGACCAUGCCUACAAUCGGAAGGGCUUUAAGAUUCGCUAUGCUGCUCCCUACUGCAGUGUUCCAAGCCCUCCCCUCCAUGGCUCCAUCCUCGGCCAGCCUGGCACCCAUCCUGGGGGGUUGGUCCACUUUGGCUGCAAUGCCGGCUACCGCCUGGUUGGACACAGCAAGGCAAUGUGCUCUUGGCACCCCCAGGGCUACUACAUGUGGAAUGAGGCAAUUCCUCUCUGCCAAGCCCUCUCCUGUGGAAUUCCCAAGCCCCCCAAGAAUGGAAUUGUCUUUGGCAAGGAAUAUACAGUAGGGACCAAGGCUGUGUACAGUUGCAAUGAAGGUUUUCGCCUGCACCUGCCACCUAACGCUGAGGCAACUGCUGAGUGCCUAGAGACUGGAGUGUGGAGCAAUGACAACAUCCCCCCGCAGUGUGUGGCUGUGAGCUGCCCAGACGUCAGCAGCAUCAGCGUGGAACACGGACGGUGGCGACUGACCUAUGAGACCCAGUACCAGUUCAAUGCCGAGCUGAUGUUGAUCUGCGACCCUGGCUACUACUAUACUGGCCAGAGGGUCAUCCGCUGUCAGGCUGAUGGCAAAUGGAGCCUUGGUGAUUCGAUGCCCACAUGUCAGAUCAUCUCCUGUGGAGAUCUCCCAACACCCCCAAAUGGACAUCGGAUUGGGACACUCUCUGUCUAUGGUGCAACAGCUAUUUUCUCCUGUAAUUCAGGCUACACACUGGUGGGCUCCCGGGUACGGGAAUGUAUGGCCAAUGGCCUCUGGAGCAGCUCUGAAGUCCGUUGUCUUGCUGGACACUGUGGGACCCCUGAGCUGAUUGUCAAUGGACAAAUCAAUGGUGAGAACUACAGUUAUCGGGGCAGUGUGGUAUACCAGUGCAACCCUGGUUUUCGCCUAAUUGGAAUGUCAGUGCGCAUCUGCCAGCAGGACCAUCGUUGGUCAGGGAAGACCCCUUUCUGUGUGCCUAUCACCUGUGGACACCCAGGCAAUCCAGCCAAUGGCAUCACACAGGGUAGUCAAUUUAACCUCAAUGACAUGGUGAAGUUUGUCUGCAAUGAGGGGUAUGUAGCAGAGGGACCUUCAGGAGCCCAGUGCCUGGCCAAUGGUCAGUGGAGCAACACACUGCCUGUCUGCAGAAUCAUCAACUGCACAGAUCCUGGACAUCAAGAAAAUAGCAUCCGGCAGAUCCAGUCAAGUGGCCCCCACCGUUUCAGCUUUGGAACCACUGUGUCUUAUCAGUGCAACCAUGGUUACUACUUACUUGGGACGCAUGUGUUGACUUGCCAGGGGGAUGGUACAUGGGACCGAUCGCUCCCUCAGUGUCUCUUGGUCUCCUGUGGUCAUCCUGGCUCUCCACCCCAUUCCCAGAUCUCAGGGGACAGCUACACUGUGGGAUCAGUUGUGCGUUACAGCUGCACGGGCAAGAGAACUUUGAUUGGCAAUGCCACUCGAAUGUGCCAGCUGGAUGGACACUGGAGUGGCUCUCUACCACAUUGCUCAGCAGGUAGCAGUGUGGGAAUCUGUGGGGAUCCAGGCAUCCCACCUCAUGGCAUCCGUCUGGGAGAUGAGUUUGUUAUUGGAAGUCUGAUGCGAUUCAGCUGUGAACCUGGCUAUGUGCUCCGAGGGUCAUCAGAGAGGACUUGCCAUAUCAAUGGCUCAUGGAGUGGUACCCAGCCUGAGUGUGAAGUGCUAUCUUGUGGAAACCCAGGAACACCAAGCAAUGCCCGGGUUGUGUUUAAUGAUGGCUUGGUUUUCUCAAGCUCAAUCAUUUAUGAGUGUCGGGAAGGCUAUUAUGCCACAGGCCUGCUCAGUCGACACUGUUCUGUCAAUGGCACUUGGACUGGGAGCUCCCCAGAGUGUACAGUUAUAAACUGUGGUGAUCCUGGAAUUCCAGCUAAUGGAAUCAGACUCGGCAGUGAUUUCACAUAUAACAAGACAGUGACAUACCAGUGUGUCCCAGGGCAUAUGAUGGAAUCUGACAGAGCAUCUUUGUUGAGAUGCACAAAAGACCGGGUGUGGAAUGGUACCAAGCCAGUGUGCAAAGCCAUCCUGUGCAAGGGACCCCCACCUGUUCCUAACGGGAAAAUUGUGGGGUCUGAUUUCAUGUGGGGCUCAAGCGUGACAUAUGCCUGCUUGGAGGGCUAUCAGCUCUCCCUACCUGCUGUGCUCACCUGUGAAGGCAAUGGUUCCUGGAGUGGAGAGCUGCCCCAGUGUUUCCCUGUGUUCUGUGGAGAUCCUGGUGUCCCACCCUAUGGAAGGAGAGAGGACCGAGGAUUCUCUUACAGGUCAUCUGUUUCAUACUCUUGCCCACCCCCUCUAGUGCUAGUGGGCUCAUCAAGAAGGUUCUGUCAAUCAGAUGGGACAUGGAGUGGCACCCAGCCCAGCUGCAUAGAUCCAACUCUUACCAUGUGUGCAGACCCUGGUGUACCUCAGUUUGGAAUGCAGAACAACUCCCAAGGCUACCAGGUUGGAAGUCUAGUGAUUUACCGUUGUCAAAAAGGUUACUUGUUGCAAGGCUCUACCACUAGAACCUGCCUCCCCAACCUUACUUGGAGUGGAACUCCACCAGACUGUGUCCCACAUCACUGUAAGCAGCCAGAGACACCUACACAUGCCAAUGUGGGUGCUCUGGAUUUGCCUUCCAUGGGCUACACACUGAUCUACUCCUGCCAGUCGGGUUUCUCUCUGAAAGGCGGCUCUGAACACCGUACUUGCAAAGCUGAUGGCAGCUGGACAGGGAAACCACCUAUCUGCCUGGCGGAGGUUCGGCCCAGUGGAAGGCCCAUUAGCACUCCCCGGGAGCCACCCAUUACCAAAGCUUCAGUUCCUGGAGAUGUGUUUGCCAAGAACUCCCUUUGGAAAGGGUCCUAUGAGUACAAGGGGAAAAGGCAUCCAACCAUCCUGAGGGUGAUGGGCUUCCAGUCAGCCACGGGCAAAGUCAAUGCCACUCUCAUAGACCAAGAUAGGGUCGAGCUACACAUGUCAGGUAUUUACAAGAAAGAAGAUUUCCAUCUCCUCCUCCAGGUUUACCACAUCAUCAGCCCUAAGGAUGUCUCUGUGAGUCAGUUCAAGGAUGACAAUUGGGCUUUAGAUGGUCACGUCUCUUCAGAGUCUUCAGGAGGUGGCACCUUUGUGUACCAGGGCUUUGUUCGAGGCCAAGACUUUGGGCAUUUUGGUCUUCAGAGAAUUGACCUCAGCCGGCUGGAGACAGAUCCCGAGUCCAUUGGCCGUCACUUGGCUUCCAACAGUAGUUCAGUGGCUGCAGCUAUCCUCGUGCCUUUCAUUGGUCUCAUCAUCGCUGGCUUUGUGCUCUAUCUCUAUAAACACAGGCGGCGACCCAAAGUCCCAUUUAAUGGCUAUGCUGGCCAUGAGAACACCAAUGUCCGGGCCACCUUUGAGAACCCCAUGUAUGACCGCAACCUCCAGCCCACAGACAUCAUGGCUCCUGAGGCAGAGUUCACGGUCAGCACAGUGUGCACGGCUGUAUAGCAGGCACUGCGCUGCUGCUAUUGCCAAGGAGAGCGCCAUCUUCGGCAGCUGUUCUUCACAGGGCAGGACUUGAGCUAACAAUGUGUGCAACAUCACCCUCAUCUGUCUUGUCUUUAUCUGCUGCUGCUGCUGCUGCUGCUACUGCUGCUGGAAUUGCAGACCCUCCACCCCACCACCUUGGAGAUCCAACCCAUUGAACCCUGCAUUUGGAUACAUUUCCUGGGGCAAAGAAGAGGCAGGAAACCCUUAUCGAGGAAAAACAAAAAAACAAAAAACAACAAAGCAUUGUUCCUGGGUGCUUACACAAACACACAUACACACACACACACACUCACACAAUUUUUUUAGUCCUGCAGAAGUGACCAAAGAAGCUGAGAAAUUGUCAUGUACCAUGCCCUUUAUUAGAAUAGAAAGAGAGAUAGCAAAGGGAAGGGUAAAUGAGUUUUAUCUGAGAGGUCCAAGAGAAUAGUCAUCAAACCAAGUAGCAAAAAUUAGAAAUUCCACACCACAGAUAGCAGUAUUUAACUCUUCUCCAGCCUUACCAAACACCCAAAUAUGGAUGCCUCUGUGUCAAGAUUUAUGGGCAAAAAUCAUCCAUUUGCAAAUGGGUUGACUGAUCUGCAGAAUGGAAGUCAGGAGUCAGCCAAGUGUGAAGAAAACUCUGAGGGAGAUUGAAAAAUAAUCAUUUUGUUUUCUUUGCUCCAAACCAGUGAAUUCAAAAUGUCACAAUGAGCCACGAGUAGGAACAGAUAAGGGGAGCCAAGAGGAACCAAGACCAGAAAUCUAGUUAAAAAGGAGGAGUUUAGAAGGAGAGGCCUGCUAAGAAAUGUUUAUGGGGAAAAAACAUGGAGAAUAAUUGCACAGUAACAGUAAAAGAGAUAAAAGAGAUGGAUGGGUUGGUUUUGACCCACACUGAUGAAUAGAAUACCCACAUCAGUGAGAUCACUGAUCCAUUGAGAUCUAAGACACACCAUGGUUGAGGCCAUGGAAUUGAUCAGUGUAGGGAGGCAUAGUGAGAAUAGCAGGUCCAGACAGAAAUGGUUGGGAAGAUGGGAGUUCACAAAGUCAGGGAACAAUAGGGAGGCACUCUGGGUCUAGAGUCUGGGGGUAAGAGAACAGAAGAACAGACAGUUCCUGGUAUUCCAGGAGGCUCCAAAUUUGGCCUGUUUAACCCAGGUAGGGAAAAACAAAUGGAGAAACAAAGCAAUGUUAGGAACAGAGUUGUAGUACCUAUGUUGGAGGGCAAGGUUUGGGCAUGGGUGUGUGUCUAGCAAUGAAGAAGAAUUCUGGCCCUACACUUGUUAAUAGCUGAGCCUUCCAGGACAUUUUUUACAUAAAUGAAUUAAGUUAAUAAGCUUCUCAGUUUUUUAACCUAAUUAAAAGAGGGUUUGAAAAACAUUCUUACUGUUUUAUCUAUUUAACAGUACAAGUAAAAAUAGCUCCGUAAAAUUAACAUUUUGAACUCUGUUUUAUGACUUUAAAAGAUUUUUUUAAGUUGAAUUCAUUAUUUUAAAAGUCCUAAAUUGAACAGGUCCCUAUUGCUCAUUUCUGUUAUGCCAAUUUCUGCAGAGAUAUAUGCUCGAACGUAUAUGUUUGCGUGUGUGUGUGUAUAUGUGUGUUCACACACAUAUAAUGCUUACUCUAAGGUUCAGUCUCCAGCUAAUGUCAACACUGGACACUAACCUUAGCAGUAACCAGAAUUGUCUGGGUCAUGUUAAAUCUUGAAACAGCAAAUAGAAAUAUGCAGCUUUGUCAUCUUUAAAUUGUAUGUGCUUGAAGAUUAGCCGUUGUUAAAUUUUUGUAGUGUGAAUAAGGGUUGGGGAAUGACAAUGAUACCUCUCUAAGCCUUGUCAAUGAGAAACACUCUCUUGGAAAUCUCUAACAUCAGGCUAACGUGGAGAUUGACCAAAGCCAGGAGAAAGCUCUCCAUUGGCAGUAGCUACAGCAUCCAUUAGUGAUAAUGCACAGUAUCUGGGUCAUCGCAGCAGCCCUAGGAAUUAGACAAGGACAGUUCAGCCACACUUACACGUCUGCUUUUCUUCAUUUUGAACAAAAUGCAGAAAGUGAUUUGGCUGCUGUACUGUCUCCCAAUCCCCAGCCCUUUCUCCCACUACAUGCUUCUUUCCAAAUGAUCCAUCUCGUAUUCUCCCCUCUCCUCUUUCCCACUUUUGGAAUUUUCUCUCAAAACUAGGGGAAGAGUGGAGGAGAGAAACCGUUCAUUUGCAAAUGGACAGCCAGGAUCUCCCCAAAUAACAAGAAAAACGGAAGGGGUUUUUCAUGGCUGCCUCAAUCACUACCCAGACUCAAUACUUGCACACCUCCAGCCCAUGGGGAAAAAAAAAAAAAAAAGGAAAAAGAAAAAAAAAAAGAAACUCUUUU
Messenger RNA from Dromiciops gliroides (monito del monte), 13541 nucleotides. It is a transcript of the gene CSMD2, whose product is annotated as CUB and Sushi multiple domains 2. Lineage: Eukaryota; Metazoa; Chordata; Mammalia; Microbiotheria; Microbiotheriidae. The transcript is spliced from 71 exons. The record is from RefSeq and is a predicted model, not a curated record. Bases 366 to 11162 code for a protein of 3598 amino acids.